Messenger RNA from Tripterygium wilfordii, 3174 nucleotides. Its product is annotated as DUF21 domain-containing protein At1g55930, chloroplastic-like. The coding region runs from base 273 to 2243 and encodes 656 amino acids. Lineage: Eukaryota; Viridiplantae; Streptophyta; Magnoliopsida; Celastrales; Celastraceae. Gene Ontology annotation, molecular function: flavin adenine dinucleotide binding. The record is from RefSeq and is a predicted model, not a curated record. The transcript is spliced from 15 exons.
CACAGGUGCAAUUUGGUCAUUUCAUACUUCGCUCCACCUCCCUUCUCCCAACAAAAUCUUUCCUUCAAAACUCCACCUAACACACUGGGUGAAACUGAAAACCCAUGCCUUCUUUGUCUCUGUCUCUCUUGUUUUUUCACCAUCCAAACAUUUUUUUUUAAAUUCCCUUUACAUCCAAAUAUAUAUCGACGCCCUUUACUUGAGUAGUGUAUGUAAAGAUUUCAAAUUUUUGGGUUUCUUGGGGGUUUUAUUCACACUUUCGUCUGGUAGUGAUGGAGACUGCGCUGGAAAAAUCAGUUCUUGGUCAUCCCGUGUUCGUUCCCGGAAAUAAAUUCUCAUGUUUCAUGCAUCAAAAUCGGAAUUUGAAGUUUCCAUUGAAGUUUGCUUCAAGGAGUCAUCGAUACCAAUUUUGGGUUCAGUCGGAUUUUGUCAAUCCGCAUAGAUUGGCUAAAACUGGUAUGUAUGAUAGAAGUAUGCAUUUAGAGUCCCCUGGUAGAGAUAGAGAGCAUCUGGGUAUUGAAGGAAACGUGGUUUCGGUUGCAAAUUUGAAAUGCAUGAGAGUUCUGAUAAAAUGCGGAGUUGUUUUAGGAGCUAUGGUUUGUGGGGUUUUGGUGUUUGGUUGUAAGAGAGUGUUUGCUGAGGAAGGCAUGGUGCGUGUUGGACAGGGGACAUUGUUGUUGAGGAAUGCAUGGCCGAAGGUUUUGCAGCUCUUGAGGUUUUUCAAGGAGCAGGGUUUGGUGUUGGCAGCACUACUGGGUCUCUCAGCAUUCUUCUCCAUGGCUGAGACUGCAAUAACCACAUUGUGGCCAUGGAAGAUUCGUGAGCUGGCUGAGAAAGAGUCUGACAAUGGUGUCUUCAAAAUGCUACAGAAUGACGUUACACGGUUUUUGACAACUAUUCUUAUUGGCACAACCGUCGUCAACAUUGGAGCAACUGCGCUAGUGACAGAUGCUGCAACUGCAAUAUUUGGUGAAGCUGGUGUUAGCGCUGCAACUGGAGUAAUGACUGUUGCCGUAUUGCUGCUUACUGAAAUCACUCCAAAAAGUUUAGCUGUUCAUAAUGCUGCAGAGGUUGCUAGGUUUGUGGUUAGGCCAGUGGCUUGGCUUUCCUUGAUUUUAUAUCCUGUUGGAAGGGUUGUGACAUAUCUUUCAAUGGGAAUGCUAAAGGUUCUCGGUCUGAAAGGACGAAGUGAACCAUCUGUCACCGAACAAGAGUUGAAGCUGAUGCUACGAGUGGCAGAACUAAGUGGGGCAAUCGAGGAGGAGGAACAGGAUAUGAUUGAAAAUGUACUAGAGAUAAAGGAUACACAUGUUAGAGAAGUGAUGACUCCUCUUGUUGAUGUAGUUGCAAUUGAUGCGAGUGCAACUCUUGUAGAUUUCAAUAACUUGUGGGUGACCCAUCAAUAUUCAAGGGUGCCUGUUUUUGAGCAACGUGUCGACAACAUAGUGGGUAUUGCGUACGCCAUGGAUCUCUUGGAUUUUGUUCAGAAGGGUGAGCUGCUAGAAAGUACUGGUGUUGGGGACAUGGCUCACAAACCUGCCUUUUUUGUGCCUGAUUCAAUGUCAGUAUGGAAUCUUCUUAGGGAGUUCCGCAUCAGGAAGGUUCAUAUGGCUGUUGUUCUUAACGAAUACGGUGGAACUGUUGGAAUAAUAACCCUAGAAGAUGUGGUUGAGGAGAUCGUUGGUGAAAUCUUUGACGAAAAUGAUUCAAAAGAGGAGAUCCAGAAGAAAACUGGCUAUAUUGUUAUGCGAGCAGAGGGGAUAUAUGAUGUUGAUGCUAACACAUCUAUCGACCAACUCUCUGAAGACCUUAAUAUCAAAAUGCCAGAGGGCCAUCAAUAUGAGAGGGUAUCUGGUUUUAUAUGCGAAGCAUUUGGAUAUAUUCCAAGGACAGGUGAAAGUAUUAAAGUUGUCCUUGAGAAGGCAAAUCAAGAAGAGGACAAUGAACAUGGUGAAGCUCGUUCUGACCGGCAAGAUCCAAAAGAAAAAAGUCACGUUUAUAAACUUGAGAUAUUAGCAGGAAAUGCUAGAAAGGUCAGUGCUAUUCGGUUUGAACGCAUAAACAACAAGGAUGAGAUUAUGGAAGCCAAAGAGGUAACUCACUUGGUUCCCAAAAUCAUGAGGAGGAGAUGGAGCAAUGAUGAAGAUUCAGAUAAUACUGAUUACGUGCACUUGUCCCAAAACAAACAUGAGGAUGGCCUUUCUGAUGAGUAUGUAAUUGCUGAACUUGACAAAGAAAAUUAGAACUCCGGUAGAAGGAGGGCGAUGGAGGAAUGAACGAAAGUGGAAUCACAGCCUUUGCUACUACCCAUCACAGGAAGUAGUUGAAUCUUUCAAUGAAACUGAUUAAGGUGCCCUUCACGAGACUUCUUUUUUUUUCUGUAUUCUUAUAUAUAGGACAUGAAUGUGCACUGCACUCUCUGUUGAUGUAAAAGGUUAAAGUGGAAUCAGCAGCCGAGUGGAAAGUCCAAGAAAGAAGGCAACGGGUAUGCACCCAGUUUGAGAAGUUUUGAGUUGGUUGAUGUGAUGAGAGAAGUGAGAGUACUUCUAUGAAGAUCCAAAGUGCCGUGGAAGCUACUUCUUGGAAGAGUUUCUUUAGAGGAAUAAGAGGAUGGUUUAUAACCUGUCGGCUUGUUGCCGUGAGUCGCUAUUGCUUUGGAGGAGAUGGUGCCCCCUUUUUCCUGGUGGUAAUCCCUUUUUUGGUGGUGCAUUGUUGGAUCUUUUUACUUUAUCAUUUUCAUUCUGUUUUUAGGUUGGUGGAGUGCAUAAAGGAAAAUAAACAACUAGGGUUGACGAUGGAAAGACCGGACAAAGAGUUGGAAUGGAGAAUCAUUUCUUUUGUGUUUUUUUCUUGACAGUAGCUUUUGAUGGUUACGAAAUAGAACCAUAACCUGCCAAAUGCAACAUCCUCCUCUCCUCUGACUCCUCACUGAGAGUUGCAAAAGCCAUCCUCCCCCCACCACCCCUCACCAAGCCACACGCCACACACCACACACACUCUCAUGCUCACAUUUUCUGUUUUGUCUUGGAGUUGUUUGGAUGGAGAUGACAUUGGAUUGUGCAGAGAAAAUGAUGUAGAGACAUAUGUUAGAUACAUCCAUGGCUGUUUUUUGUUGGAAGGUUGUUUACAGCAACUUUAUCAUAUUGAGUUGUGGUUUGAAUUUUGUGAGUGAUC